This is a messenger RNA of Orbilia oligospora ATCC 24927, 399 nucleotides long. RefSeq lists its product as uncharacterized. The record is from RefSeq and is a predicted model, not a curated record. Lineage: Eukaryota; Fungi; Ascomycota; Orbiliomycetes; Orbiliales; Orbiliaceae. The transcript has 3 exons. Bases 1 to 399 code for a protein of 132 amino acids.
AUGGGGCAUCAUCACAGUGGAGAAGACUCAGAUAACGAGUCAACGGGAAGUGGCCACCACCAGCACGACGCCAGACUCAGUCACGAACUUCUUGCGGGUGCAGCGGCAUUUGCCGCUUUCCGAGAGUUUCAGAAACACCAGCGCGAGCAAGGACGUCCGGUAUCCCAUGCUUUAGCCAAAGAACUCCUAGCAGCGUUCGCUGCCGCACAAGCGGAUAAACUGAUUGAAACUCGAGGCGUCGAAAAAUGGGAAGAAUACAGAGAAAGGGCAAGAGAAGAAGCAAGGGAGAAGAGCAAGGAGAUGUACCAAGAUCGGUACGAACAUGAAGAAGAUGGGGAUGGUGAAGAACACAAGCACCGUCAUCGUCACCACUUUCACCGGAGAGAGCCUUCGGAUUAA